Messenger RNA from Endocarpon pusillum Z07020, 2091 nucleotides. RefSeq lists its product as uncharacterized. The coding region runs from base 1 to 2091 and encodes 696 amino acids. The transcript is spliced from 5 exons. The record is from RefSeq and is a predicted model, not a curated record. NCBI's taxonomy places the organism in Eukaryota, Fungi, Ascomycota, Eurotiomycetes, Verrucariales, Verrucariaceae. Gene Ontology annotation, molecular function: DNA binding; zinc ion binding. Gene Ontology annotation, biological process: DNA-templated transcription.
AUGAAUUGCACUGGCUUAACAGAACCCCUUUGGGACUCGGGUUCAGGCCAGCCAAAUGCACCGGAUGCAGAAAUCUUGAUUAUUGUGCGCGCUGACCUCAUCCUGGAGGCACAACAACCUAGCAAUCCUCGAGACUCAUCAAGAACAACCGUCCCUAAUGAGGCAUGGCGCCUGGGUAGCGGGGAUCUGGCGGAAGUUUCUCAUAUCUUCUUCCAUCCAAUUGCACCGCUGGAUCUGGAGACUCGUAUGAGGUUCAAUUGUUGCAACGAAGGCACUCCCUGUGAUUCUUGUCAACUGAGGCAAAGUCCAUGUAUUUAUGAUCGAAAUGCGGAUCAGCGCAGGCGAGCUGCAACCCAGAAGAACACCCAAGAACUGAAUCGCCAGCGGACGCUCCUUGGAGGGAUACUCGCUAUCAUACAGUCAGCACAACCCGACAAAAUCGAUUACCUCUGUAACCUCAUCCGCGGCAAUGCGACCCUUACAGACCUUGCGACUCAUAUCGAGAGUUCGCUUAUUGCCGACCCGGAGGUUUUCGAAUUGUCCCAGCAAUUCAUGCGCUCGAAGGAGGAACAAACUCAAGGGCCUACGGGCUCGAGAAGAUCCAAUGAAGAUCGGAUUCGACCGCAAUCUCUCAUCCUUCCCCCUAUUCCACAACUGGCUUAUCCAUGGACCACACUCGCGUCAGAUGAAGUCAUUUCUCAUCUCGUCUCGCUCUACUUUACCUGGGAGCAGCCUUGUCUUCAGUUCGUCGACAAGAUGGCGUUUUUAACAGACAUGAAGGCUGGAGGUGUUGCAAGACCCCAUUCCUUUUGCUCUCCAUUGCUAGUGAGCGCUCUUCUCGCACAAGCUUGUCUUAUCAGCCAGCGAGCGGAAUGCCAAGUCCUCCGCACCCGAUUUCUCGGAGAAGCCAAAAUUCGUCUCGAGCUCCAACGAGGAAGAGCUUCGGUGACUACACUCCAGGCCCUCGUGCUCUUGUACCUGCAUGAGGGCGUAACUGGUCGCGAUCGGAUUGGCCGCACAUAUUACCUUCAAGCCAUGGACAUGUGGCGCCGAUUAGGUUUCAACCAAUACUGUUCGAGGCCAUAUGAUUGCGAAGAAUCUGCUGCUGCGCGUCAAGACUGGAGAGCCAAGACAGUGGCAGUCUGGGGCAUUUUCUGCGUCGAAAACUUCAUGUCCUUUCUAAGUGGCUUUGAGCCAAUGUUAUCCGCGCCUCGGAUGGAAAGGUACUUCGAAUUCCAUUCAGCAGAAGACUGGACCGACCUCGACGCUCGGGAUGGCGAUUGGAGUCCUUAUCCAAUGCAAAGACCUGAGCAGCGGGCUCUUCUGGCAAAGACUCUGAGUGCUCUUUCCUCACUUUGCCAAAUACAUCAUGAGAUAUCGGCAUGGAACAAUAACCCUCCCGACAAUGUUCCUCUUGGAUCUGCACAAGAUUUAGCCUUCCGAUGCCACAGCUUCAAGAACCUUGCCACUUGGAACGCGCAGUUGCAUCUCAGCCUAAGACCAAGCGCGCGCACCAUGGCACAUACCUACUAUCUCAAUAACCUCUACCAUGCCACCCACAUUUCCCUGUUUCGCCCUCUACAAGAACUUGAAGGCGUGCGAAUGCCGAUCGAGAUCGGUUCACCAAGAGAUUUGUGCUUCAAGCAUGCCUCGGAAUGCAUGGAAACGAUUUGGGCAUAUCGAAAAACCUUCUCGCUGCGGCAUAGCUCAUGUAUAGGACUGUUGGGGCCCUAUAUGGUAGUACUUACACUAUCUCCACAGCUGAGAGAUGGCGCUCACAAGAAUGAGCCUUUUAUUCGAGCCUGCCAGGCUCUGGUCGAACAUUCCGAGAAUUUCCCGGUAGCACCAUAUAUUCUAGCCAUGCUUAAAGCGCUGGAUAUGGAACACCAAUUCGGGUUCCCCAAAGAGGCAAUAAUGAUACUCCAGGAAUCAAGUCUUCAGCCCGAAGAACUGGAAGAUAUCCCUGUGGAGAUGCGCAUUCCAAUUCUGACUCGGAGUCGUGGUGUUGCAGGCGACCCUGGAUCUUCGCCGGUAGCCACAACGGAGUCAGUGGGAGAGCUUCUUGCCCGUUGGGCAGGUCCCUUCGAGUGA